Nicrophorus vespilloides is the source of this 1412-nucleotide messenger RNA. It is a transcript of the gene mei-W68, whose product is annotated as meiotic recombination protein SPO11. Bases 1 to 1407 code for a protein of 468 amino acids. The transcript has 6 exons. Gene Ontology annotation, biological process: meiotic DNA double-strand break processing; meiotic DNA double-strand break formation; reciprocal meiotic recombination. NCBI's taxonomy places the organism in Eukaryota, Metazoa, Arthropoda, Insecta, Coleoptera, Silphidae. The record is from RefSeq and is a predicted model, not a curated record. Gene Ontology annotation, molecular function: ATP binding; DNA binding; DNA topoisomerase type II (double strand cut, ATP-hydrolyzing) activity. Gene Ontology annotation, cellular component: nuclear chromosome.
AUGGAUAAAUUUCUUGAAGCUAAAGAUUUGAGUCAGAGUAAUAAAACUAUACCUGACUGCAUUAUUUCACCGAUGUACACGUUUUCUGAAAAUUAUAUAGAUUUGAACGAAGCUUUCACUAAUGUUGAAAUAUUUAUAUUGAAAGUUAACGCUGAAAUGGAUCUUCAAGAGGACGAAGAGAGUCUUAUAGAUUACGUAAACGCUCAAAUGUCCGAUGUUAAGAAACAUCGAAUAACCAGUAAAAAUAAUUUAAAAAUUGAUUUUCAAAUUACUGAUAAAAAGUUACAAGCAAGCAUUGAUAGUAUGUUGAAUGACAAGGAGAUGGUGUAUACUUCGUGCGAUUUUAUCGAAUACAAGGAUAAUACUAAUUUAAUAUUAAGGAAAAUAAUCAACAUUUUCAGUGCAUUAUGUAAUAGGGUUUUGAAGAACGAAAAACUUGAACUAACUUGGCAAAAACCUAAUUAUUGGAAGGACGUUGAUUAUUUAGAUAACAUAUUAGUCUGCAAUAAACCUAAUUCGAUGACGCAUACAAAACUUAACAAUACAAGGAGCAAAGCGAGAUUUACAAUUAUGAUAUAUUUGCUUAAAAAGAUCUACAAUUUGCUGAUGGUUGAUUCUCACAUCAAUCAAAGAGAAAUAUACUAUCAAAUUAUUAACUACGUUAGCUCGUCAAAUCAAGUUUUUAGUGCGAUAGAUACUGUAAGUGCACUGUUGAAAGAAGGUACUUAUGAUUUGAAGAUAUUGUCAACAAGCAAAGGUUUGGCUUUUGGAAAUUUAAAAAUAAUUAUGAAAGAUGGAGAAGUUAUAAAAUAUAACAAAAAAGGCGGCACUUUGAUACCAAACAUAGUAAAGAAUAUAAAGGAUAUUGAAGCCUCGGCAUUUUUCAUACUCGUAGUUGAAAAGGAUGCAGUUUUCCAGAAGUUGUCGCAAGAAAAUAUUAGUCAAAAAAUUGGAAGGCCUUUCAUAUUAAUAACUGGUAAAGGAUAUCCAGAUUUCUCUACAAGACUAUUUUUGAAAAUUCUUUGGAAAUUAUUGUCCAUUCCUAUAUUCAUUUUAGCGGAUUGCGAUCCGUACGGAAUCGAAAUAAUGCUGUGCUACAAGUAUGGAUCAUUGAGUUUACAUAUGUUUGAGGAGUUGGCUGUACCGAACGCCCGCUGGUUAGGGGUGCAUCCAUCAGAGUUGAACCUGUUGAAUAUAGCUUGCAAGAAGAUGACGGAAAAUGAUAUGAGGAAGAUACGGUCGAUCGCGAAAAGGAGUUACAUGCGUUCAGAACCACGGAUCGGAGAAGAACUGAAAUUGCUAUUGAAGAAAAGGCAAAAAGCCGAAAUCGAGGGUUUGAUUAAAAGCAAUAACUUUUUAAGUAACUUUUAUCUGCCCAACAAGUUAUACACAAAGGAUUUCAUGUAAUUAAU